Molecule: messenger RNA, 609 nt
Organism: Sordaria macrospora k-hell
Lineage: Eukaryota; Fungi; Ascomycota; Sordariomycetes; Sordariales; Sordariaceae
Source: RefSeq, a predicted model, not a curated record
AUGGUUUCCGCAACUCUCCUCUUCGCAGCCGGCCACACUCUCCAGUCCGACACCAACUACUCCCAGUGGCAGUAUCCUUGCGCCGGCGUCCCCGCCGCCACCUCCACCUCCGGCAACCGCACCGACUGGCCCCUCAAGGGAGGUAGCAUCAAGCUGGACCUGCACCACCCGUGGGAGUACGUCUUCGUCAACCUCGGUCUAGGCGGCAACGUGACCAACUUCAACUAUACCCUCACGGGUCCCACCUUCUGGAACGUCACUGGAGCGGGUACGCUUUGCGUUGACCUGCCGCUUCCCGAGGGCUUGAACCCAUCGGAUGGCCAGGAGGGUAGUAUCCAGGUUGUCACGGUCGGAGAGAGUGGCAGUGCUUUGUAUAACUGCGCCGAUAUCACCUUCCGCGCCAACGCCACGGCGCUGUCGAAGGAUGAGUGCAAGACUGAUGAGAAGGUGUCGUUUGCUCAGAUCAAGGAGCAGAGUGGUAAUAGCACCGAUGACGGCGCGAGCGCGGACGAUGCAAAGAGCGGUGCCUCGAUCGUUGGACUGAACAAUGUUGCGCUCACCGCUGUUGUGGGUAUGGCACUGAGCUUUGUGACUGGUAUGGUGCUGUAA